Messenger RNA from Strongyloides ratti, 1077 nucleotides. RefSeq names its product Dimethyladenosine transferase 1, mitochondrial. Gene Ontology annotation, cellular component: mitochondrial matrix. Lineage: Eukaryota; Metazoa; Nematoda; Chromadorea; Rhabditida; Strongyloididae. Gene Ontology annotation, molecular function: rRNA (adenine-N6,N6-)-dimethyltransferase activity; mitochondrial transcription factor activity. The record is from RefSeq and is a predicted model, not a curated record. Gene Ontology annotation, biological process: transcription initiation at mitochondrial promoter; rRNA methylation. The transcript is spliced from 2 exons. The coding region runs from base 1 to 1077 and encodes 358 amino acids.
AUGUCUCGACUACCACCUUUACCAUCAUUAAAAAGUUUUGUUCAUAUGUAUAGGCUACGUGCCAAAAAAAUUCUUUCACAAAAUUAUUUAAUGGAUAUGAAUUUAACUAGAAAAAUUGUUAAUAAACUCGGUAAUAUAAAUAAUGCACAUGUAAUUGAAAUUGGACCAGGGCCCGGUGGUAUAACUAGAGCCAUACUUGAAAAAGACAUAAACAGUUUAGAUGUUAUUGAAAUAGAUUCAAGAUUUAUUCCACCUUUAGAACACUUAGCUCAAGCUUCAAAUGAUAAGUUAAAAAUUCAUAGAGAAGAUAUUCUUAAAACUAAUAUUGAAAAUAUAUGGCAAGAUUAUUAUACAGAAGCAAAUUCAUGGUUAGAUGAUUGUAAUAAUUUUUUUAUUGUUGGAAAUCUUCCUUUUAAUAUUGCAAGUCCAUUAAUUAUUAAAUUUUUAAAAGAUAUGUCUUAUAGACGUGGGGCUAUGGCAUUUGGUAGAGUUCCUUUUAUUUUAACAUUUCAAAAAGAAGUUGGAAAAAGAAUUUGUUCUCCAAUUGAUACUAAUGAACGUUCAAGAAUAUCCAUUACAUCUCAAUAUAUCUCACAACCAGAGUAUCUUUUUGAAAUUCCUGGAACAUGUUUUGUACCAAAACCAGAUGUUGACGUUGCUGUUGUUAAAUUUACUCCUAGAAUUGAACCAUUAAUUCCUUGUUCUUUUGAACUUGUAGAAAAAAUUGCACGCCAUGUAUUUCAUUACAGAAGAAAAUAUAUUGAGAAAUGUAUUAAAACAUUAUAUCCAAAAGAAUUAGCUAAUGAUUUAACUGAUAGUUUAUUUAAAAAAUGCAACAUUGACAGAAGUAGUGUUUCAUUUCAACUUGGAAUUGCUGAAUUUUCAAGGAUAUGUGAAGAAUAUGAAAAACAAUGUUUACAAAUUCCGGGGUUAUUCCAAUUUGACUAUAGGAGUAACAAUAAACCUUUAGCAGAAUUAGAAAAAUUAGAAGAUAAUACUCCACCACUGUUACAUAAUGAAUACAAAGCUUUUCAAGAGGGUGUUACACUAAAGAACUCAAAAAACAUCAUUUUGUAA